Messenger RNA from Saccostrea cuccullata (small rock oyster), 651 nucleotides. RefSeq lists its product as uncharacterized. Lineage: Eukaryota; Metazoa; Mollusca; Bivalvia; Ostreida; Ostreidae. The transcript has 4 exons. The coding region runs from base 54 to 641 and encodes 195 amino acids. The record is from RefSeq and is a predicted model, not a curated record.
ACAGAGAUGACAAAGGUUAUGUUGGUUCCCUUGUACCAGCCCUAGGAUUUCUUAUGGGUACCAUUUUGCAUUUCCACAAUCCCAGGAAGUACAGUCUUCUUCAGACUGUUAUAUCUGUUGAAAUGUACAGAUCUGGAUGCAACCAAAAGAUUUUUAGAUGGUUCCAAAAGUUGGGUUGGUGUAAGGGUUUUAAGGGGACAAGAACAGCUGUUGACAAAUUGUGCACUGAGUUUGAUGACAGCAUUAACUCCUGGAAGAAUGAUAUUCAGGUAGAACUGCAAGGACCCCAACCCGAUGAGCAUCAGUCACCAGUAGAGGACUCGGAGAGCUCGGAAGACUCGGAUGACUCCUUCAUUUCAGAGAGUUCAGAGAAUCAGGAUUCAUCUGAUGUGGAAGUGAGUAGUGAAGAAGAAGUAGAUGCUGUUCCCCUUCCACAAGAUGACACUUCCCUAAAUGAUGAAAUUGAAAAUGGAAAUCAGAACCCUGGUUAUAGUGUGUGCUGGGACAAUGUCCAGAAGUUGAGCGUGACACGACAUCCUCUUCGACAGGACAAUAAAAUGAUGCUGUGGGCCCUGUGUUUUGCAGCCAAGAACAGGAUAUCCUUCGUCACCUGGAUGAUGUUGAUGGCACAUGUUCUUUAAGAGACAUACA